AUCCUCCGGCAAGCAGGACUAAACCGCAUGCAGCACCAUGGCUCCCAGUAAUUUCGUACCUCUUUUGUCGUUAAAAAUUAUCUUCCGUUCGCUUUGGAGUAUAGUGUACUAGAACGGGUAGAUAGCACCUGUGAAUUCUACGAUACAUCUGCGUGCAGCUAAUCUAUUCUGGGAAAUUCAUCCUCUCAGUAGCGAGGAGCUCUGAGCUCAUCGCAUAAUCGACUUUCAAAGUCGAAGUCGUAAACAGUCGUAACUUUCGGCAAGUUGCCAAGGGAUUCCGAAGUCGUGAACAGUCUGAGGCGUUUCCGCACUUCCACGUUUCCGCGUUCCCGAAUUUCCACGUUUCCGCAUUUCCGCAUUUCCGCAUUUCCGCGUUUCCACAUUUCCGCGUACGCAGUACUAACUCCUCGCGGAGGUAGCCGCGGCUCAUCUGCUAGUAGCGAUGGUAGCGAUGGUAGAAGACGUCGACGAAAUAGAAGCGACGGCCGGCGAUGCGAAGGAAGCCGGAACGGGCGGUGACGGCGGUUGUGCUGACGUGGACCAUGAUGAUGGCGGCGAAGCUUCGCGGCGGUUGCCACGUGGCGAGGAGAUGAAGCUGUACACGGAGGCGUCCGCGUUUGAGGGCGCCGCGGUAGUGGCGAUGAUCCAGCGGCGCGACGAGGAGGUCGGAACGGAGCAGAAGAUCCUUCAGAUCACCAUGGAGGACGGAAUCACCCUCUCCGUCGAACUAGACCCGGCGGAAAAGAGGUUGAACGAACUCGGAUACCGACAAGAGCUCCGACGCUCGCUGCGCUUCCCCGGGCUGUACGCAGUGGGCGUGUCGUUCAUGACGGUCUUCGCUGGGUUCGUCCCCACCUACGCCCAGGGUUUCAUCAACGGCGGGCCAGCGGGGCUCAUCUGGUACUGGUGGAUCACCGCCUUAUUCGUCCACCUUAUAGGCGUCUCCAUGGCGGAAAUAGCGUCCUCGUUUCCCACAGCUGGCUCUCUCUACUUUUGGGCGGCAGCACUGGCAGGGCCACGGUGGGGCCCACUGGCGUCAUUUAUCACAGGCUGGAUGGAAUUCUUGGGCUUGGCGGUGUGCGGAGCCAAUGUGUCGUAUGGUGGCUCAGUCAUCCUGCAAGUGCUGAUUCUCAUUUCCACCGGCGGUGCUGAGGGCGGCGGCUUCCUCUUGAGCAAGUACACCGUCUUUGCCAUUGCGUGCGCGUUUGUGCUCAUCUGCUUCCUCAUCAACUGCCUGCCAGUGCGCACCGUGGCAAACGUCAUGGUCGCCUCUUCUUUCAUUCAGAUCACAGCAGCUGUCGUUCUGAUUGUCAUGCUGCCCCUGGUGGCGCCUACCCACGAGCCCGCAUCGUGGGUGUUUGGCGACUUUGGCAACAACAGAGACACCACACUGACGCCAAGCAAUGCGUAUUCGUUCCUCAUCACUCUCCUCGUCUCCCAGUACUCCCUCUACGGCUACGACUGCGUGGCGCAUCUUGCAGAAGAGACAAAAAAGGCCGACCGGACGGCGCCCCUCGCGAUUAUGUCCUCGCUCUCUACCGUCACCGUCCUGGCGUGGCUGCUGGUGGUGGUGCUGACGUGGAGCAUCCAGGAUCCAGCUCAUCUGUUUGCAGCAGAGAGCGUGACAGGUGGCAUGCAACCAGUGGUGCAAAUCAUGUGGGACGCGUUUUAUGCUCGCUACGGCUCUGGGCUGGGAGCGCAGGUCUUCACUGUGGUCAUCUGCAUUUCCUUCUUUGGCGCCACCCUGUCAUGCCAGCUCGGGGCAUCUCGAGUGGCCUACGCCUUGGCUCGGGACGGCGGCCUGCCCUUCUCUUCCCUCUGGCGUCGCCUCUCCUCCAACCGUGUCCCCAUCGCGGCCCUCUCCCUCUCGGUGGUCAUCGGGCUGCUCUUCCUCCUCCCAGUCCUCGCCUCCUCCACACUCUUCUUCGCCCUUGCAUCAAUCUCCACCAUCGCAUGGGUCUCGGCGUAUUCUGUUCCGAUCUUUUUCCGAUUCGCGCAAAAGGAGAAGCAUUUUCCCCCGGGGCCGUUUUACCUGCCCAACUACAUCGGAGUCACGGGCAGUAAACUUGUCCAUCUACUGGCACUAUUAUGGGUCCUAUACACCCUCAUCGUCUUCAACCUCCCGACAAUGUUUCCAAUAACCGUUGAGAAUUUUAAUUGGGCGCCGGUGGCAAUCGCUAUAUGGAUGAAAAUGUUUAUUGCAUGGUGGCUGCUCCAUGCUAGGUUUUGGUUCAAAGGGCCAGUUAGGGAAUUCGAACCCACUCCGGGUAACUCAAGAGUUGGAAGCACCAAGGGAUUUUGAGGAUUGCUUUGGAUUGUUGAAUGUGUGCAAAUGCACAUUAUGAUUAUGAAUGUGUGGUUUUCAG
Messenger RNA from Closterium sp. NIES-67, 2366 nucleotides. The record is from the annotation of a GenBank genome assembly. NCBI's taxonomy places the organism in Eukaryota, Viridiplantae, Streptophyta, Zygnematophyceae, Desmidiales, Closteriaceae.